Argiope bruennichi is the source of this 1706-nucleotide messenger RNA. RefSeq lists its product as uncharacterized. NCBI's taxonomy places the organism in Eukaryota, Metazoa, Arthropoda, Arachnida, Araneae, Araneidae. Gene Ontology annotation, molecular function: ligand-gated sodium channel activity. Bases 87 to 1703 code for a protein of 538 amino acids. Gene Ontology annotation, cellular component: membrane. The transcript has 14 exons. The record is from RefSeq and is a predicted model, not a curated record. Gene Ontology annotation, biological process: sodium ion transmembrane transport.
UGGCAGAGAAAAAGACAUCGCUUCCAUUAUUUUUCACUUUUGCCUCACGUCCUUGUCGGUGACAUCAGUGUUCAAAAAAACCUGAAAUGAACGGCAACGAUAGCUCCCGUCCACUUGAACACGUUGCUACGAGAAGUGAGAAACACCGCAGCUUUUCUAGAAAGAUUUUGUCUUCGGUAGAAAUUGCCUUUGAAGAUAGAACUAAAGACAGAAGCACAUCUAAAAGCCAUAUCGCUUGGAAAGCUUUCAAGUGCGUCGUCUUCCUGACCUGCUUAGCCUAUCUACUGAAUCAGUCGGCUGAGUUUUAUGGGCAUUUCUACACUUACCCAACAAACAUCAACAUCCGCGUUGAAUCUUUAAAAAAAAUCAAGCUGCCUGCGUCGACCCUGUGCUACAGGAACAGAAUUUCAGCUAAUGAAUUUUGUGAGAUGUAUCCCAAUUUGUGCGAAAGUCCUAAAAAUGUAAAAGAGUAUUGCCUAAAGCAUUCUGAGUUCUGCACAGAGAAUAUUUCGGCUUUGAUGAUUCCCAAACACGGCUACUACACUACUUUCUCAAGAGAAGUUUCGCAGGUAUCUCAACAACUUUUAGUCAACAGAAGUGACGACAUGCCUUUCAUAGAGCCUCCAAGGAAAAGGAAUGCGACUGUUACAUUUAUUCAAGAAGGUGUAGAUGGCUACGUAAAAUGCUACUCAGAAAAUCUUCAUUUAUAUCAAAGUAGAUUAAAGCAGAGAAUAGUAUCCUAUAGUCUGGAAACAUUCACAGCAUAUGAACUCUACCGUUACAAUUUAAGCCUGCACGAACCGGAAUCCUUUGACGCACGCGGCCGACCUCAGGCUUUCUUCGCCAUCCACCCCCCCUUCAAUCCGCUGAAUCCCGUGUACGAGGGACAUGCCAUCAGAUCGGGACACACUUAUGUGGUGGAGGUCAACUUUGAAGAAUAUCAUCUUUUGCCACUGCCAUACCCAACCAACUGCACGAAUUAUAACGUAAGGCUGCGAAAUAUCAAUGAGACAAAACCUCGUUCUCAAGAAAUGUGUAGAGAAUUAUGCAGAUCGGAAUUUUUCAAACAAUGCAUCGGCUGUGACAUGGGUGUGACGAUGCAUUUCACAAAAGAAUUUGUUUGCCACAAAAAGUACGUGGGGUGCCAUUAUUCUUCGUCGCCCGAAGAAGAGCUGAGUGAUGCGCGUCGCACUUGUUUGAUGGGAUGUAACCCAGACUGCGUAAAACUAAAGUACCCAUACACUGUUGUAGAAACAGAAAAUGAGCGAAAUUCGGAAACCGGAUUAAAGAACCAAAACACAAUAAUUGUAGUUCUGGUGAAAACUCCUGAAGUCAAAAUAAUGUCACAUGAUCCUUUAUAUGCGAAAGGAGAGCUCUUCAGCUACAUCGGUGGUCUCAUCGGCUGCUGGCUCGGCAUCUCCGUCUGGGCGUUCACGAGUAUCUUUGAAAAAUUUAUACAGAAGAUUGUCACACUGAAGCGGAAUUACAGGCAAAAAAGGGGACAGCCGUCUUCAGACUUUUGCUCCUCGCUUUGUGUUUUAGAGCCAUACAUUCCAGAGGAACACAAAGAAGACUUCAAGAAUGACAUAGUGCAAGAACUAGUGAAGAUAAAUGGCCGCACCGACAACGGCCUCCCUUGUCACAAGGGCAAAAUGCUUGAGGUGAUUGUUAAGAAAAAAUUAUCUUCUAUUUUGCAAUUUUAAAUG